CCCAACAUCACUUCAUUCUGAAUUGAAAAUGGCGUUUCAAAUAUUUGUUAGAGGUCUUGAAGGAAAGACGACUACGUAUAAUGAUAUUACGUCGGAAACCAAAAUUAAAGAUAUUAAGAAAAAGGUGAAAGAAAAGAUAGGUAUAGAUGUUAACGAGCAACGACUCAUUUUUGUCGGAAAGCAACUUGAAGAUGAUAAAACAGCAGGGCACUAUAAUAUAGUGAAAAGCUCUACACUUCACUUGGUCGUUCGUGAAAAACGUCACGAUUCAAAAAAAGACGUUGAGCUAACCACUGAUCCUGACAUGAUCACUCUUGAUGAUGACCCAAAAAACUUACGUGCAAAGAUGCCAUGUGGCCACGCUAUUGGUGCUGAAUCCCUGACUGCAUAUUGCAGAUCACUUGUUAGCGAAGGAAAAUUUCAAUUUUAUUGUCCGUAUAUCGACCCGACAAGCAAUGAUCGCUGUUAUUCGGAAUGGCAAUACGCAGACAUCCUCAGGAUAGGUCUGCUUAAUGACGAAGAACGUGAAUAUUUUGAGACUAAAAUUAGCGAAAAUUAUUCUUUUCGCGCUCUUGGAGUUCAAGAAUGUCCUCAGUGCUCCACAUUUUGUGAAAGAAUCGAUAAAAAUCGAUCAUCAGUAAUUUGCAUAAUAUGCUCAAGAAAACCGGGAGCCAAAGAAUUCGCAUUUUGUUGGUACUGCUUGCAUGAAGUUAAAAGUAAAAAUAGUUAUCGUUGUGAUAACAAUCUCUGUGAAGGUAUUGAUCCACGUCUAGUCAUUCUCAAAAAUGCGGCCAAAAAGGAAAUAGGAAAUAUAUCUGGUGUACCAUCUCUCCGCGCAUGCCCGAAAAGUGGUACAAUUAUCGAACAUGAAUCACGUUGCAAGCAUAUGAGAUGUCCUUGCGGUCAAGAAUUUUGCUUGCGUAAUCGAGAAACGGGAGCAUGGCCAUGUGGUGCAUACAACAGUGUAUGCAAUAUCGCACCCUUACAGACCACUCUUCCAAAUUAA
This is a messenger RNA of Acaulospora morrowiae, 1006 nucleotides long. The record is from the annotation of a GenBank genome assembly. NCBI's taxonomy places the organism in Eukaryota, Fungi, Glomeromycota, Glomeromycetes, Diversisporales, Acaulosporaceae.